AUGAUCCCAAUUUCGUACCCAUCAUCAAGGGUUUCUCAACUAGAUGCAUGCAUUCUAGAUGGCGAGCUUUUUUCCUUGUUGAAAGACCAAGUCUCGUCCAUAUUUCAGCUGCACGAAAACUCCAAUUCCACCUUCAACAAACUCUCAUACAGCCGGCAUCCUGAAACGUACUCGCUCUUGUUGAGCUUGGUCAUCUUCAAAUUGACGGUAUGGAAAUCUGGCGCCACUUAUGGCUCGGCGCUUCAAAAUUUGAAACUCACCGAUAGCAAGUCGGGGAAAAUUAUCGGGUUGAAUAAGAAAGGGUUACUUUUAGCUGCGUUGGUGGGCACAUUUGCCUACAAGAAGAUCGAAACACUUCUAUAUCAGCUAGACGAAGAGGGGAACAACGGGGAAUAUGACUCUUUUAGCAACAGAAUUAAGAACUUUUUAAUCAACAAUCGAAACAAGAUGUUCACCAAGAUAGACAACACAUUGAAGAUUCUAAAUUUGGUAAAUUUCACGAUUUUUCUCGUGAAUGGGAAGUACUCAACAUUAUACCAUCGAAUACUUGGAAUAACAGAGACCCCCUUGAUAUCUGACCUUUUAAAGUUCAACGGAAGCAACGUGAAUUACGAAUUUCAAAAUCGUCAAUUGGUGUGGAAUGUCAUGACCGAGUUUCUCGUUUUCCUUCUACCACUUUUACAGCUACGCAAGCUUGGCAAAUUGGUCAAUAAAGUGUUGAAUCGAACUAAAGUAGCCGACGAGUUUCUGUUUCUGAUUGGAGAAAGCGCAAGGGUGACGAGGUACACCAAUUUGCCCAUACUGGAAUGUGCCAUUUGUCACUAUAAUAACUUUCAGGCCUCGCAAUCUGGUGGUGGUAGUGGUGGUAGAGUCUUUGCCACCGCGGGUCCAGUGACCAAUCCAUGUAUAACCAACUGUGGCCAUGUUUACUGCUAUGUCUGUCUUGCAACCCAAUUUAAUCUCAUGCAGGCCAGCGACGAGAGUCUACCUUGUCUAAGAUGCGAGCGCAAAUUGGAGUGGUUCCAAGAGUUUGAAGCGGACGAAAAAGCAUUUGACGUUGAAGCCAUUGUUGUUGAAACGGAGAAUGUGGAUGAGGAUGAAGAAGAAAAAGAAGAAGAAGGAGAAGAAGAGAAAGGAGAUGAAGGAGGGGAAGGAGAUGAAGAGGGUUUUCACAGUGACGACAGCGGAGUAGAAAUUGACGACUUUAAACCCAUCAAUGAACAUGUGACAACGAGGUUGGAAAGAAGGUUGAGUCAAAGGCUGGAAAUUUUUGCGCAGUCUAGCUCGGAGGGAGAAGAAGACGGGGAGGGAAACGGAGAAGAUGAUGAUGAGGAUGAGGAUGAGGAGAGCGACUACAGCGAAGAAGAAGAAAUGGAUGCUGACGAAUUAAUGUGA
Messenger RNA from Lodderomyces beijingensis, 1395 nucleotides. Lineage: Eukaryota; Fungi; Ascomycota; Pichiomycetes; Serinales; Debaryomycetaceae. The record is from the annotation of a GenBank genome assembly.